This is a messenger RNA of Xenia sp. Carnegie-2017, 2504 nucleotides long. RefSeq lists its product as uncharacterized. The record is from RefSeq and is a predicted model, not a curated record. Lineage: Eukaryota; Metazoa; Cnidaria; Anthozoa; Malacalcyonacea; Xeniidae.
GCUGUACGUCACCAGAAAUCUUGAGCGCACGUCUCAGGAAUUCCUAUGGCGUAUGAUUUGUUUGCCGUUCCAGUUACGCGUUCUUAAACAAACGUGAUGACCUUGAAAGUAAUUCGAACGCACGUAAUGUCACAAUAUCAGUAGAAAUUGCCACAACAGUUGGGUGAACUGUUUCCCGAGGAUCUUUCACAGACUUUUAUAAGCUCUGCUCGCGGGGUCAACAAUUGUAUUUGAUGACAGCGAUUGCCCUGAGGGCGGCGAAUGGUGACGUCUCACAACAAGCAUUUCUAGAUGUCAGUGAAUUUCUGGCGACGUGUUCCAGUCUAAAGGGACAGAGUGAAAUAGACAAGCAUUUGCAAGUCCCCAGGCAGUGCUAGGAAAACCGAUUGACGGCCUAGGUAUUACCGAUGCUUGCCGUACUAGCUUCUGGAGUUAUGGAACCUGAAUUGAACUCAGAAUCAUCACACGUCGGGAUUUUGAAGCAAGAGCAUGGCCCUGCCACACAGAGUUGUUCAACACAAGCGUCUGCUUGGGGCAUGGACGAUCCAGUUAGCAAUACAUACAAGCGACCAAUGUCGAACGAGUCAUGCGAGAGGAAUCAAACAGAGUCAGUUCAUCUUCAUAGGAAAAUAAAGAAGGAACCAAAGGACGACUACGAACUAGCCGAAGAGCAGGAAAAGUUCGACGGAACAAGUUGUGAUUCAUCUCCGACACAAGUGUACACGGCCGAGCCACCAAACACGGCUGCGACUUCUGAGCAAUGGAAACAAGUCGAUCCACAAGUUUCUAUGUCACCCGUAUUCGAGAUGGGUCUAGCAAGUUUUACUGCCGAUGAAUGUCGUCAGUUUAACGAGAACUGUAAGCAAUGUGUGUUCAACGAUGAGAGGAGUACUGGUGCUGAGUCACUCUCGCUACAUCGACGCCGGCAGAUACGGGUGUUCGAACAAGGUGGUGAAGAACCGCUGAGUAAAAAGAUUCGUGUGUGGAAAGAGAAGCGCCUCGGGAAAUCACCCGUUGUUCGAGCGUUCAAUCAAAGAUUUAUUAACGAAGACCACGAAAUUAACCAUGAACCAACAGAAGCUGAUUUAUCCACAUUCGACCGUGGACUUACACAUGCAUCACCACAUGUGCCACCCUUGCCACGUGCACAACUUAUGCCACCACGCUUCUCACAUAGAGAACACGUUGUCCCGACUAUAGCGAGCGAACAUCACGUGAUAUCACCACCAGGCCACGUGAUCACCAGUGACCAUCGAAUGAUGUCUCCACCUGGUCAUAUUAACAGGACGCGGGAAAGUUUGUCAUACCCAGGUUUAGAAGAAGGCAAAAUGAUAGGAAAUAAAAAAUUUAACUACCUUCGAUAUUUGUUAACGCAUAGCACCCCAAACACAGAACAAACAGAUGGUAGGGUCCAAUUUCAAGGAGGUCCCAGUUUGGUUGCUACGACAACUGAAGACCAGCAAACCACUGUAUGUCCAACUACUAUGCCCAUUGUACUUACCAGUCCUGGAGUCGUACCUCAAGAUUAUAUAACUGAGAUAGGAGAAAAACACCAACGUGUACCUUUGCCAUUUGUCAGCAGCACAGCUUUGGAGGACGCGUCAAUGAACAGCGAUAAAAGGAAACUACGUCACCAUAGUUUUGGUUCAAAUGUUCUUGAAAGAACAGAAAAUGACAGUUGCGAUAGCACAACAAUAUCUAUGAGUAAUCGAAGCAGAGCAAACAGCAAUCGAAGUAGAGCCAAUAGCGCUUCUUUGGAAAAUAGUACGGAUAACGACGAUUAUGACGACGAAUUUACGACAGGAGACAUAAAUGGAAGCAGAACCAUCGUGCCACAAAUCGACUGCAUUGAAGGAAACCGCCACAUUUCAAUGGCCAACAGAGAGCAGUAUAUUUCUGAUAUCCAAAGACCAUACUGUAAUAUCCCUAAUGAUCAUCAAGUUACCCACAUCAAUGGCGUUAUGUCGCUACCGGCCACGCGAGAAACAAGAUACGGUAUCACCUUGGGUGAACUUAAGCGCAGAACUGGUUAUCCAGAAUACCUGACAAGAGUCGAUUUGAUUGCCUACGUACGACAGUCAAAAAGUGCCGGUCGGGCCUUGUUGGACAAAUACAAUAUCUCUACAGGGUCAAAAUCCCGACCGACUAUACUUAGCAAGAUGUGCGAAAAUGAAGCCAGGGUGCUGGGUGACGGCAUUUGCCGAAUGAAUGACGAGUACUUUCCGUGGAAAACGUUGGCGAAGAUUGCAUCAAACAAAGUAACUGAGGGAAAAGAUGUGGAAGAGAAAGUACAGCAAAAGUUGAGGGCAAUUCAGAAUACAAGGACGAUGUUAAAGGAAAUCUACGACCUUACUGUCGAAAACAAAGAUAAUCAAUGUAUGAAAACAUUUGAGGUUGCUUCGCACACUUUCGGUACGGCGAAUAUUCUGAAUCAUCUCACGAUCUUUGACCGAUUGUUUUCCGAAUAUCAGAAUACUCUCAUCAAAAAUAACAGCGAAGUGUGA